This is a messenger RNA of Hemicordylus capensis (graceful crag lizard), 6640 nucleotides long. RefSeq names its product cullin 5 (gene CUL5). The transcript has 19 exons. The record is from RefSeq and is a predicted model, not a curated record. Gene Ontology annotation, cellular component: Cul5-RING ubiquitin ligase complex; SCF ubiquitin ligase complex. Gene Ontology annotation, molecular function: ubiquitin protein ligase binding. The coding region runs from base 459 to 2801 and encodes 780 amino acids. Gene Ontology annotation, biological process: SCF-dependent proteasomal ubiquitin-dependent protein catabolic process; protein ubiquitination. NCBI's taxonomy places the organism in Eukaryota, Metazoa, Chordata, Lepidosauria, Squamata, Cordylidae.
CGGAGGAGGAAGGCGGCCUCCGCCCGGCAGGGGUCACUGUGGUUGGGAAGCCCCGCGCCGCUCUUUCCCUCCGGCGGCGGCGCGUCCGGCUCCUCUGCUUCGCAUCAUGUGGGCUCGCCCAGCCCCUCGCACGGAGCCGGGCAGCCGCUGCCACCGCCAGUGCCCCGAGCGUUGUCCUGUCUGGGUUGGUUCCGCCAUGAGGCGGUGAGAGGAGCCGCCGCCGCCGCGGCGAGCAGCCCGUCGCCCGCCGACCGACCGUCGAGCCGGAGGGCAUCGCGUCUUGUCUCGCCUCGCGCUGCCGUCCCGUGCGGGGCGGCCGAGAGCAUGUAAAGCCCCAGCGGCUCCAGCCCGAGACCCGCUGCGGAGCGAGCGGGGGAACGGCCGCGGCUUCUGCUGCCGCCGCCGCCGCCACCGGCGGCCUGGCCAGGCCCCGCCGUGAGCGUGAGAGUGUGUGGAACAUGGCGACGUCUAAUCUGUUAAAGAAUAAAGGUUCACUUCAGUUUGAAGACAAAUGGGAUUUCAUGCGCCCCAUUGUUUUAAAGCUUUUGCGCCAGGAAUCUGUCACAAAGCAGCAGUGGUUUGAUCUAUUUUCGGAUGUGCAUGCAGUUUGUUUGUGGGAUGAUAAAGGCCCAGGAAAAAUACACCAGGCUUUGAAAGAAGACAUCCUUGAUUUUAUUAAACAGGCACAAGCAAGAGUGCUCAGCCACCAAGAUGAUACUGCGUUGCUGAAAGCCUAUAUUGUAGAGUGGCGUAAAUUUUUCACACAGUGUGAUAUUUUACCUAAGCCAUUUUGUCAGUUAGAGAUUACUCUCAUGGGUAAACAAGGCAGCAAUAAGAAAUCCAAUGUAGAAGACAGUAUUGUACGGAAGCUCAUGUUAGAUACUUGGAAUGAAUCCAUAUUUUCAAAUAUAAAGACUCGCCUUCAGGACAGUGCAAUGAAACUUGUUCAUGCUGAACGUCUAGGAGAAGCAUUUGACUCUCAACUUGUCAUUGGUGUUAGAGAAUCCUAUGUUAAUCUGUGCUCCAAUCCUGAAGAUAAACUCCAGAUUUAUCGGGAUAAUUUUGAAAAAGCGUACCUUGAUUCAACCGAAAGAUUUUACAGAACUCAAGCCCCUUCAUAUUUGCAACAAAAUGGUGUACAGAACUAUAUGAAAUAUGCAGAUGCUAAAUUAAAAGAAGAAGAAAAAAGAGCACUACGGUAUUUAGAAACCAGGCGGGAAUGUAACUCUGUAGAAGCGCUUAUGGAAUGCUGUGUGAAUGCUCUGGUGACAUCUUUUAAAGAGACAAUUUUAGCUGAAUGCCAAGGCAUGAUCAAACGAAAUGAAACAGAAAAGUUGCAUUUAAUGUUUUCGUUGAUGGAUAAAGUUCCUAAUGGAAUAGAGCCUAUGUUAAAAGACUUGGAAGAACAUAUUGUUAGUGCGGGAUUAGCAGAUAUGGUAGCAGCUGCUGAAACUAUUACUACUGAUUCUGAAAAAUAUGUAGAACAAUUGCUCACACUAUUUAAUCGAUUUAGCAAGCUGGUUAAAGAAGCUUUUCAAGAUGAUCCCAGAUUUCUUACUGCCAGAGAUAAGGCAUAUAAAGCAGUUGUUAAUGAUGCUACAAUAUUUAAACUUGAAUUACCAUUGAAACAAAAAGGGGUUGGAUUGAAAACGCAGCCAGAAUCCAAGUGCCCGGAGCUACUUGCUAAUUAUUGUGAUAUGUUGUUAAGAAAAACACCGCUAAGCAAAAAGCUAACCUCUGAAGAAAUUGAAGCAAAGCUUAAAGAAGUACUAUUGGUACUUAAAUAUGUACAGAACAAAGAUGUUUUCAUGAGAUACCACAAAGCUCAUUUAACAAGACGUCUUAUAUUAGAUAUAUCAGCAGACAGUGAAAUAGAAGAGAACAUGGUGGAAUGGCUGCGAGAAGUAGGUAUGCCAGCCGACUAUGUAAAUAAGCUGGCAAGAAUGUUUCAGGAUAUCAAAGUAUCAGAAGAUUUGAACCAGGCUUUCAAAGAAAUGCAUAAGAACAAUAAACUGGCCUUACCAGCCGAUUCUGUGAAUAUAAAAAUUUUAAAUGCUGGGGCUUGGUCCAGAAGUUCUGAAAAAGUUUUUGUAUCCCUGCCUACGGAAUUAGAAGAUCUCAUCCCUGAGGUAGAAGAGUUCUAUAAAAAGAACCAUAGUGGCAGGAAGCUUCAUUGGCAUCACCUUAUGUCCAAUGGAAUUAUAACUUUUAAGAAUGAAGUUGGCCAGUACGACUUGGAGGUAACAACAUUUCAGUUGGCUGUGCUUUUUGCAUGGAACCAAAGACCCCGAGAGAAGAUCAGUUUUGAAAAUCUAAAACUGGCAACAGAACUCCCUGAUGCCGAGCUUAGGAGAACUUUAUGGUCUCUUGUAGCAUUUCCAAAGUUGAAACGUCAGGUUUUGUUAUACGAACCUCAAGUCAAUUCACCCAAAGAUUUUACAGAAGGAACACUCUUCUCAGUAAACCAGGAGUUCAGCUUAAUAAAAAAUGCUAAAGUUCAAAAGAGAGGUAAGAUAAACCUGAUUGGUAGACUGCAGCUAACUACAGAGAGAAUGCGAGAAGAAGAAAAUGAAGGGAUAGUCCAGUUAAGAAUAUUACGAACGCAGGAGGCUAUCAUCCAAAUAAUGAAAAUGAGGAAGAAAAUUACUAAUGCACAGCUUCAGACUGAACUAGUAGAAAUAUUAAAAAACAUGUUCUUGCCACAGAAGAAAAUGAUAAAAGAGCAGAUUGAAUGGCUUAUAGAACACAAGUAUAUCAGAAGAGAUGAAUCAGAUAUCAACACUUUUAUAUACAUGGCGUAGCUUGAAGACUUACUGGAAGAUGCCAGGAAGAUGUGCAUUGAAGGUGGUUUGGGCAGACAGUGACAAGAAAAGAGGGCCUGUGAUGCAGAAGGACUUGUUUGACUUGUAUUACAUAUUCAAAUCCCUGCCUUACCUUACCAGAGGACUUUGUUUUGCCAACCUUUGUUUCAGCUAGCAUGAUGGCGAUUCCUUCAUGUUGCACACAUUUUUAACAGCAUGCUGUUUUUUGUGGGAAAACUUUGCAUUCAUGGAGAGCCCGUUGUGAGCUUUUUAAAAAAGUAGUUUGAUUUACCCACUUGGAAGAGAACAGACUUGGGGCUUUAAAAUGAACAGUACUUGCACAAGGAAAAGAUCUUCAAAUGUUCAUGCACUGAGGAACUGUUUUCACAUUUUAAAAAUUGCAAAUAGGACUAGAUUUAGCACUUCACACUUUGUGUUUUGAAUCAACAUAAAUAUACUGCCCUCCGUUUGCUCCAUUUUUAUGUAUAACAUUUGAACAAGACACAUACAUCACAGCUGAAGAGGAAUAUUUAUCUGUUGGCUCAAGCAGGUGCUUCAGUGUAACAACUGGAUUUGGAUUUUGAGAUGCAGGUGACGUUAACGCAGGAUAUAUCCAAUUUAAACUUGGGUACAUGUUUGUUUAUAUGGACAGGUGGCUUGUUUCAACACCCCCCUCUUUUUACUCUUGAAGAGAUGUCACUUUCUCUUAAAUAUUGAUUUACCUUUUAAGAACUGUGUUUCAUGGAUGGGUCUGUUUAUAGUGGAAUGAAAUGAAAUAUUAAGUGUAUUUCUUUGUACAUUUAAUAUUUGUAUUCACUGUUUUAGUAUGCUUGCCUAAAUCUGAUUGCAUUAAAAGUGGACAAUGCACAACUUCCCCAAAAUGGAAAUUAACAUUUUGACAAUCCCUAUAUUUUAUCCUAUCUAUUUGAAAAUAUCUAAUGCUACAAUUCUGCGUGUGGGGUGGGAAGAUUAUGUGGAAGAAGACAACUCCUUGGCCUAGUAGAUCAGCUCUGUAUGUAUGUGCUGAGAGAUUUACACACCCUUCUUUAAGGGUUUUAACUAUCCUACCAAAAACUUCUGCCACCAUUCUAUAUUUGGUUGAGUGGAAUGUGUAGGAGCCCUUACUGGUGGAAUGUGCCCAUAUCUGUCUUUCCCCCCCUUUGAUAAGUAUCAGUCUCAGAUUUAAAGAAGCAAAGCAAUGUAAGAACACACAUUAAGGCUUAAGAGUAAAAUUUGCUUUACUUGAAAGCAAGGAAACUACCACAACACAAAUGAAUAUCUCCUAAGUAAUUAUUAAGUUACUUUUGUCUCCAUCUGUUGUGAAAUGUCUGUCCUCUGCUAGAUUCCUGUUCCUGAUAUCAGUACUAUCCCAGCAAAGAAGUUAGCUAAUGGAGAAAAAGGCAAUGCAACUAUUAUUCUGCCCUCCCCCUACUGCUAUGCAUUAAAAGGCAACUUGCAGAACUACCAUUGAAAUUUCAGCAGCUCAGAGCUCCAGACUGGCUGUCUUGCUCUCUGGUGGUUAGUGGUAAUGUACAAUAACCCUAACUAUUGCUUCUUAGUAGGUGAAAAGACCAUGCUUUGUGGGCAAAGUGAAUUUUGUAAGGGUGGUUGUAUUUUACAUAUAAUAAGGUUCCAAAAGUUAAUUGUCUGUGCACAAACAAAGGUUAGUACCUCUACCCUGAAGCAAAUUUCACAUACCAGCUCCAAAGUACAAAGUUUUGAGGGUGAGGACAUUGUAUGCGCUCCUGAUAUGCCAGCGAGCAACAAGCCUCCAUGGAUAUGCAAAGGUGGGUGAAUGAAAAUAGAGCAAUGAUUUAAAAUCUCACUAUUUGUAUUUAUGUGCAUUGUCUGUUGCUUGUACAACAGAAGAUAAUUUGUGUUCCCUUCAAAGUUAAUAUAAUUGAUGAAUUUGCAUCAAAAUGUUAUGAAUAAGAAUAAAAAAGUGGUUUUACAUACUUAUUGGUCAAAUGCUCAACAUGUUAAAGAAAAUUAUAAUUGGUUCCCCAGAAGGCUCUUGUACAUGUUACAAGAUUACUAGAACUGUGUUUUAUUUGGUCACUUCUUUAGAAAUAAUUGGGCAGGAAAAGACAAGCAAAGAUAUUUUUUUUUAAAUGUAUGUACAUAUUUCUCAAACAUUUUGAUAGAGUGCUUUUGAAUUGUAUGCUUCCCAUUAAUUCUGCCUUGGAUGGAGUAGGCAUAGCAUAUUAAAUAUAAAACCAGCUACAAACCUAAUUUUAAUUGCUUGCUACUUUUUUCAGACACUAGUGACCAGCAACUUGACCUUCAGAAUCUCCCCUGUUUCAGUUCCUGGCAACACAAAUACUUUUGAAGAUUUAAACUAGUGGCUGGGAUCUAAAUAGCAAUCUGUAACAUUUCAGAGCCACCCUCUUCUCCACACCCCCCCCCACCCUUCUCCCCCUCCUUAUGCCUACUGAAACGCUGCUCCUGAAGGUUGCAGGACUCUCUAGAGAGAGAUCCUGUGCAGCACAAGGGGCUGUACUUGGAAGAAAAUUGCCAAAACCCCAAUGCACAUACAGAAGCACUUUAGGCACACACCUGGGGCUGUUUGGAUCUUGCCAAUGAGAAUAGUUUUCAAAAGGAAUUCUGUCUUGUUCAUCUGUGUAGAAGCAAAACAUCAAGUGCUUAUUGUCUCUACAUUUCUCAUGUACAAAACGAUAAAUUACCAACAUCUGUUUAGGGCCAGGAAAAUUAUAAUGGGCAAUGUGCCUAUAACACUGUCCAGUGUGUUUCUCUUUUUUGAGUUGGAAAAGGAUGUCAUGUAAACACUGAAUCUGAAAAUCACACCAGCAAUUUCCUUACAGUGCAGAAUCACAUUUAGCAUCCUUUGUCAGGAUACUUUCACCAAAAUGCCCGUAAGGCUAUAUCAGGAACAGAAAGAAGAUUGGUGUUGUUGUUUUUAAGUAAAGAUGAAAACAUUCACUUGGGGGGUGGGGGAAAUCCAUCACUGCAAUAUGGCAACAUUGCACUUUUAAAGCUGAUUUCUGGCUUUGGAUAUCUUUCUCCAAAGACCUAGCAUAAGAGGUGCUGCUUUUGAAAAAAAAAUGUUUGUUGCCACAAGCACUGCCAUUGUGGUUGGUAUUAAGUAAUACUCUAGAUGUGAAAAAUACUGUAGCUUGUGUUUAUUUUAAACAUAGAUAUUAAAAGGUUUUGUCACAAAAAAUGAAUUUCACACUUAAUUUUGAAGUCUUCCAUUUUUUCCUUUAGCUUACUGGUGCCCCUUUGUUUUCUAUCUAUUCAUUUGCUUAGGUCUGUUUUUGUUGGAACAUAGUAUAGUUAAAUGACAUUUUAGUGGUGACUUUCUCCUUUAAUUUUUUUUUUAAAAGAUGGCCUGAGCAGUCAAACAUCAUGGAUUUAUUUGCAUUGCAGUUCUGUUGUAAAAGGUACACAUUUCAAAAACGCAACUGAAAGAAAUAUUUGAUAAUUUCACAGAAAGACUUGGUAUCUUAAUUGCAAAACUUUUCUAUUUUCAUGGAACUGACUGGGAUGCUACCUUUGUAAAUUCAAGGUCCUAUUUGUGAAAUAAAACAAUAUGAGAGCUUUCUUGUUAAUAGACUAUAUGUAGCCUGGAGUGCAGGGCAAACUUGAGUUUCCUAGGUUGUAAUAUCUAUCUACAUAUGGUUAUUUACAGUUUUGAAUGUGUGCCACUACAUACUGAGAUAAUGCUGUACAAUUUUGACUGGUAGCAGAUUUUUCUUGUAUGGCAGUCUGGCUGAACUAUUUUGAUGUACUGCUUAAUUUUUGAAUUUUAUUUUUUAAGUUGUAUAAUUUAUUUUCUUGCAAAAUAAAAAUGUAAUAUAAAACAUACAAAAAUCAACACA